AUGCAGACUGUUCACCAUGACCAGAAAUCACCCAAAGAAGAGAAAUACUACACGUCUGUUUUUCCGAAGAUAGCAGAGCUGGCCUCCAGCCUGCCUCACGAUAUCAAGAAGGCUAUCCCUCUACUCCAGAAGGGCCAGACUCAGUCCAUCACGUUGUCCCAGAGACAGAUAGCUUGUCUGCUGGCCAACGCCUUCUACUGCACCUUCCCCCACCGCAACUCUCCCAACCCCAGAGCAGAGUACCACAACUACCCCACCAUCAACUUUAACAGUCUGUUUGAAAAGUGGUCUGAGAGGAAGAGAGAGAAGCUGAGAGCCCUCCUUCAUUACUUCCACACUGUCACAGACCCAGCGACCAGGCCCUGUGGACUGGUGACCUUUGAGAGGCGCUACAUCAGAGACAGAGACAUGCCCAACUGGGGGAGUUGUAAGGAAACUGUUCCUAAACUCCAUGUCACCUCAGCAGGCUGCAUAGAGGAACAGGGAGCAGGGAUGUUACAGGCGGACUUUGCCUGUAACAUGAUAGGAGGUGGAGUGUUGGGCUCAGGUCUGGUUCAAGAGGAGAUUCUGUUCCUGAUGAACCCUGAACUCAUCGUAUCUCGACUCUUCACUGAGAAACUAGGAGACAAUGAGUGUCUCUUCAUCACAGGUUCUCAACAGUUCAGUCAGUACAGUGGCUACAGUGACACUUUUAAGUGGGAAGGGCCUCACAGAGACGACAUUGAGAGGGAUGAGUGGCAGAGGCUACACAGACAGAUUGUGGCCAUGGAUGCUCUCCACUUCAGACACCAGAGAGAACAGUACAACAUGAAACAGGUCACCAGGGAACUCAACAAGGCGUACUGUGGCUUUAAGGCAGAUGACAACACUUACCCAGACUUCCUUCCUGACAUCGCCACGGGAAACUGGGGCUGCGGAGCCUUCAAUGGAGACCCCAAACUUAAAGCUCUGGUCCAGCUGAUGGCUGCAGCCAGGGCUAAGAGGGGCGUGGCCUUCUUCACAUUCAAGAACUUCAGCUUGAGAGAGAGCUGCAGGACAUGCACCACCUACUGGUCACACACAUAACUACAGUGGGUGAGCUGUAUGAGUUGCUGGUUGACUACUGUGCUGUGAUACAGUUGGCUCACACACAUGUGGACCUGUUUGACUGGAUCAGGAAUAACCUGAAACACAGGAGUCAGCUGUGAGGACACAUCUACAUACUCUAAAGGAGCUUCCUUUCCUUGUCUCCUUUCCUUUUUUUCACAUUAUUGAGAUGCACCCCAGAGAUAGAGUGGCUCUAUGAAUGAUCUGUGGAUAGAAACAUGGUACAAUUCCGAGUAAUGGUUGAUUAUGAAUGUGUUUGUCUUUUCAAUAGUUACACUGUUCCUAAAUCAAACUGAUAUAUUUGUAACUACUGCAUACUGAACUAUUUAGAAAACGACUAAAUGUGAUGAUAAAACGAAGCUAAUGAAAUGAUGUCAACAAAAUCAGGGUUCCUGCUUUUUGAUUUGUCCCUUGAUAGCCAACAACUUAUCCAAACACUGGAAACUAUGCACAUAACAGGAGGUUGGUGGCACCUUCAUUUUGGAGAACGGGCUCGUGGUCAUGGAAACAGUGGAUUGGUAUCAAAUACAUCAAACAUAUGGUUUCUAUGUGUUUGAUUCCAUUCCAAUUUCUCCUUCCCGGCCAUUAUUAUGAGCAGUUCUCCUCUCAGCAGCCUGCUGUGAUGCACAAGAAGUGUACUGUAAAAUACUCUAGAAUUAUUAUUAUUUUUAAAUGAUUAAUCAAUUCCUCUUUAUAAUCCAGUAAUAAAUUGCUCUUUUAUGA
Messenger RNA from Oncorhynchus nerka (sockeye salmon), 1809 nucleotides. RefSeq names its product poly(ADP-ribose) glycohydrolase-like. The record is from RefSeq and is a predicted model, not a curated record. Bases 1 to 1065 code for a protein of 354 amino acids. NCBI's taxonomy places the organism in Eukaryota, Metazoa, Chordata, Actinopteri, Salmoniformes, Salmonidae. Gene Ontology annotation, cellular component: nucleus; cytoplasm. The transcript is spliced from 13 exons. Gene Ontology annotation, biological process: carbohydrate metabolic process; ATP generation from poly-ADP-D-ribose; nucleotide-sugar metabolic process. Gene Ontology annotation, molecular function: poly(ADP-ribose) glycohydrolase activity.